Bufo bufo (common toad) is the source of this 1434-nucleotide messenger RNA. RefSeq names its product lipopolysaccharide induced TNF factor (gene LITAF). Lineage: Eukaryota; Metazoa; Chordata; Amphibia; Anura; Bufonidae. The transcript is spliced from 4 exons. The record is from RefSeq and is a predicted model, not a curated record. Bases 101 to 631 code for a protein of 176 amino acids. Gene Ontology annotation, molecular function: zinc ion binding. Gene Ontology annotation, biological process: regulation of cytokine production.
GGCGCGCUGCUCGCUCCCGGGCGCCGUCCUUCCUCAGUGUAACCGCCCGCUGUACAGGAGGCUCAGUCAGGGAGAAGGACGUCGUCUCUUCCAAAGCACAAUGCAGUCGGCAGGGAAUUACCAGCCAAUUCCAGGUGAAUAUGUGGUUCCAUCUGCACCGCCUUCAUAUGCAGAGGCCACGUAUGGCCAUCAGCCGUAUCCUCCUCAGCCGUAUCCUCCACCUCCUCAGCCGUAUCCUCCACCUCCUCAGCCGUAUCCUCCUCAGCCGUAUCCUCCAGCUCCUCAGCCAGGGAUGGAAGCCAAACCUCUUAACCCUGUACCUCCUUAUGUGGUCCAGCCAAUGCCAAUGCCUAUGCAAGCUCCAGUUACAGUUCAGACUGUGUACGUUCAGCAGCCGGUCAGAUUCCAUGAUCGUCCCGUCCAAAUUUGCUGUCCACGCUGUAACACCUUAACGACCACGCGCAUUGACCAUACGUCUGGAGCUUUGGCUUGGUUAUCUUGUGGCGGAUUGUGUAUUCUCGGGUGUGGAUUUGGUUGCUGCCUCAUCCCUUUCUGUAUUGAUUCUUUGAAAGAUGUGGAUCAUUACUGCUCCAACUGCCAGGCUUUAAUCGGCUCCUACAAACGGAUUUGAGCAAGACUUCUUAGAAGAUUGCCUAUUUUACAUUUUUAUAUCUAGAACUAUGCAGGUUUUAGCCUGUAUAUAGUGACGCACACGUUGACAUACCUUCUGUUUAUUUUAUUUGGAACUAUAUGUGUUGUUUGGACCCAACAUCUGGAACUCAUGGGAGCUGCCCUGGGUCUGUAUAUGGCAGGUGACUAUAUUCAGCUUUCUCAUACUAUGGAAAACCUUUUCUUUAUCCUUCAUAGUCUUACACACCACCAGGUGUCCUCCAAGAGGACCUAGACCUUGUUUUAGAUACUGAAGUACUUAAACUGCACAGGCCUUAGAAGAUACAAGAAGUCAGAAGAGCACCCUGACUACGGCUGCUGAAGAGCCAAGUGCUGCCAUAGCGGAGAUCAGGACCACAGCAUACACUCGCUUCAUGGGAUACUUUAUUAUGGAACUUUUACUCAUCGACAGCUGUAUCACGUAUUCAGCUGUAACGUUUGUUGUACUGUGGAAUAUACAUUAUUACACCAAAUGUAUGUCCUGUUCUACCACUGACAAAGCACAUAACCACUCUGUUCUAGCAUGGUUUCUUCAUUGUGGCAGUUCAUGGUGGUUAUCUCCCCCACAUCAGUUUAUACUGUCAGGCUUCAGCUAUACACCGUCCAGGUCAAUGUAAGAAUAUUGGCAAUAUUGCCCUCAUUGAAAUAGUCUAGGUGACCCUCAGUAUGACAUUAAAGGGGUUGGCCACCUUCUGGUUAUUGUUGACCAAUGUGUUUUGUAUGAUUAUUAUAUGCCACUUACUGAUAUAGUCUUUGUUGAAAUUA